AUGGUUCAUAUUGGAGAAACUUUAGAGGUUCUUAAACUAGAAAAAGUUGGAUUUACAGCCUGGCCAGAUUGGCUUGCCCAGUUCGAACACUUAAAUGAUUUAGACCUAGCAGACAAUGCCAUCUCCUCCAUACCAGACAAUGCCUUUGAUACAUUUUAUAACCUAAUGACUUUGACACUUAGUGGCAACAAUUUCACUGCAGUUCCAAAAGCCUUGGCAAAGUUAACAAAUCUGACAACAUUAAACUUAGAGAACAACAACAUCUCCAACAUUACCUGGCUCCCUCAGUCCAGUAAACUGACCAGCUUAUCCCUGGACAGUAACCGAAUCUCUGACGCCGAACAUCUCAGCAAUGUCCUUCGCACUUACGCUGACUCGCUAAACUCGUUAGCUCUCCCAUUUAAUCAGCUGAAGGCUAUUCCCAGAUCUGUCGUUCGUGGUAGACUUCUGGUUCUGUGA
Messenger RNA from Candidula unifasciata, 459 nucleotides. Lineage: Eukaryota; Metazoa; Mollusca; Gastropoda; Stylommatophora; Geomitridae. The record is from the annotation of a GenBank genome assembly.